AUGUCUCCAUCAGGUCAUAAAAAAUACGACUCGCAGCACCGCGGUGGCAAAGUUGACUCGAGCGAGUCCAGCAACCAUGAGCACUCUUCCAUCGACUACCAGGGUUUAGCCGCAGAGUCCGCUGCGGCCACAGCCUCCGCCGCGGUUGCAGCCGCCGGCAAGAGACAGCACCUGAUGGGCUCGGAGGUUGACCCCGUGACCAUGUCGCAGGCCCUUGCCCAUAUCAACAACAUGAAGAACCCGCACCGGAUGAAAUUGUCUGGCGAAGACGUCAAGUUGAUUCUCUAUCUCAUAGUUGAGACCAAGCCGUUCAAGUACGUUGGCAACAGGUCGCUCAGCCAGACCAAAAAGUGGGAGAUUAUCCAGAACAAGUACUACGACAUCAAGUUCAGAGAGCAGAACAACACCAACUUCAUUGUCCCCACCGUGCGCACGUUGCAGCGCCAGUUGGUGGCCGCGAUCAGGAAGGCCGAGGCGCUUCGAAGCAAAGAGGCUGCCAAUGGCAUCGACUUGCUGCCCCACGUGAUCCCCGAGACCUUGUCCGAGAUCGACAGCGACGAGUACUACAACUUCCACCAUGUCACGCCAGAGAGCCCCCAAGAGGCGAUGGAGCGCGCGUUGCUCGACCUUCACGAGUUGAGCGACAAGAUCAAGCAGUUGAAGCUAGAGAGCAGUAACAUUGUCAGGAGCAGCUUCCAACCGAGGGGUAAGUCCUCCCCCGCGGCGACGAGGCUCCUUGAGGACAGCGGCAGCGUUUCGGAGCUAGUGGAAACAUACAGUACUUCAGCCGCGUCGCAUUUGGAAGAGAUACUGUCGCUAGUCUUGGACCAAGUUGACAGCUUAAAGAGCGACGUUGCGGCCGGAGGCGAUGCCGCUCUCGGCAAAGCCAUUGGCUUAUUGGAGUCCGUAUUCUCCCACGCCAACGACGUUCGACUGGCCAUGAGAAAGGACAACGAGCUGGUGAAAAAACAAAUCACGAGGAUCCUCAAUGACCAUGCCGAGGCCAUUGAACGAAUGAAGGAGGAGUUUUCCAUAAAACAGCUUGCCUUGACAAAGGAGCUAGUCUCUGUUUUAAAACGGGACUUGGAAUCCAUGGGGAACGCCCAACUGAGUCUUGAAAAGCUCAAUGCUAUCAGCGAGAUGCUCUGA
Molecule: messenger RNA, 1149 nt
Organism: Lodderomyces beijingensis
Lineage: Eukaryota; Fungi; Ascomycota; Pichiomycetes; Serinales; Debaryomycetaceae
Source: the annotation of a GenBank genome assembly